AUGGCGGCGGCGGCUUCGGCCGCGCUGCCGCAGCUGCUCGGGCCUGGCCGGGCGGGCGGCGGGCGCUGCCUGCCCGUACCCGGCAUGGCCGCCAAGGGGGCCCGGCAGCGGCCGCGGGCGGGCGGCGGGGACGCGGCGGGGCGGCGGCCCGAGCCCGCGGGCAGCGAGGAGACGCGGAACGAAUCAUCCGGGAGCAAAGCAGGGCACGUCUGGGCCCCUGAAGGAUCAACAGCUUUCAAGUGUCUCAUCUCGGCCAGGUUCUGUGCAGCUCUGCUGAGCAACAUCUCGGAUUGUGACGAGACCUUUAACUACUGGGAGCCGACACACUACCUCAUUUAUGGGAAGGGGUUUCAGACCUGGGAGUACUCUCCUGCCUACGCCAUCCGCUCCUAUGCUUACCUGUGGCUCCAUGCCUUGCCAGCCUGGUUCCAUGCCAGGGUUCUGCAAACCAACAAGGUUCUCAUCUUCUAUUUCCUGCGAUGCUUCCUGGCCUUCCUGAGCUGCAUUUGUGAACUCUACUUCUACAAGGCUGUGUGCAAGAAGUUUGGGCUGCACGUGAGCAGGCUGAUGUUGGCCUUCCUGGUGCUCAGCACGGGGAUGUUCUGUGCUUCUGCAGCUUUCCUGCCCAGCAGUUUCUGCAUGUACACGACGGUGGUGGCCAUGACAGGCUGGUACAUGGACAGGACCUCGGUGGCAGUGCUGGGGGUGGCUGCUGGAGCCCUGCUGGGCUGGCCCUUCAGCGCAGCUCUGGGGCUUCCUAUUGCCUUUGACUUGUUGAUCCUGAAGAAGAGGUGGAAAAGUUUCCUGAACUGGUGUGUGGUGUCCUUGAUCCUGUUUUUGGUGCCCUUGGUGGUGGUGGACAGCUAUUACUAUGGCAAGCUGGUGGUGGCACCUCUCAACAUCGUUUUGUACAACGUCUUCACCCCCCACGGGCCUGAUCUCUACGGUACAGAACCCUGGUACUUCUAUUUCAUCAAUGGCUUUCUGAAUUUCAAUGUGGUUUUUGUGCUGGCCCUGCUCGUGCUGCCUCUGACCUGUCUGAUGGAGUGCCUGCUGCAGAAAUUCCGUGUCCAGAAUCUGGGCCGUCCCUACUGGCUGACCCUGGCUCCCAUGUACAUCUGGAUCCUGAUUUUCUUCAGCCAGCCCCACAAAGAAGAGAGGUUUCUCUUCCCCAUCUACCCCCUCAUCUGUCUCUCUGGUGCUGUGGCUCUCUCUGCUCUUCAGAAAUGUUACCACUUCAUCUUCCAGCGCUACCGCCUGGAGCACUACACAGUGUCCUCCAACUGGCUGGCCCUGGGGACUGUCCUCCUCUUUGGCCUUCUGUCACUGUCACGCUCUGUUGCCUUAUUCAAAGGCUACCACGGGCCCCUGGACCUGUACCCUGAAUUCCACAGGAUUGCCACUGACCCCAGCAUCCACACGGUGCCAGAGGGGAGGCCAGUCCAUGUCUGUGUGGGCAAGGAGUGGCACAGGUUCCCCAGCAGCUUCCUCCUGCCUGACAACUGGCAGCUCCAGUUCAUCCUGUCAGAAUUCCGGGGCCAGCUCCCCAAACCCUUUGCCAAGGGGCCCUUGGCUACCAGGAUCAUUCCUGCAGACAUGAAUGACCAGAACAAGGAGGAGCCUUCUCGAUAUAUUGACAUCUCCAAGUGCCACUACCUGGUGGACUUGGACACAGCAGCAGAGACCCCCAGGGAGCCAAGGUACUCCUCCAACAGAGAGGAGUGGGUGACCAUUGCCUACAAGCCAUUCCUUGAUGCUUCCAGGUCCUCGCGGCUGCUGCGGGCGUUCUACAUCCCGCUGCUGUCGGAGCAGCACACGCGCUACGCCAACUACAGCAUCCUCAAGGCCCGCAGGAGGCAGCCCAGGAGGAAACUGGGGGGCUAGGACACACCUGGGCCAGCCCAAAAACCCACCCAGAGCGUCUGCUGGCACUCCUGGACAGCCCCCCUGAGCCCCUGCAGCUCCCUGUGGGAAGGAUGGUGCCGGGAGGAUUCCCCGAGCAGCUCUGGCAGCCUCUGCUCCUCCGCCUGAAGCCAUUGGAAAAUCCAGCAGCCACCUGGGGAUGGGCUGUCCCUGCUGCUCCCUGUGUCCCCUCUCACAGCAGAGAAGAGAAAAAUGGAAAAUAAAAUGGCCCUCUUACACCAGAGAAGAGAAAAAUGGAAAAUAAAAUGGAAGAUAAGAUGGGUUAUCCCUGCUGCUCCCCAUGUUCCCACUUACGCCAGAGAAGAGAAAAAUGGAAAAUUCUGCUCCAGGUUGCAAAUGUGGGAAAAUCCAGCUCAAAUUCUCUCUGUCUCUCCCCCACCCACCCCUCUGCUUCUCCCCACCUGCUGUCUUUCACCCAGGGAAGUUUUUUUCAGGUAACAAAGCUUAGGAAUUUUCCAAGGGGAGAAGGAGGAAGGACACCUGGCUGACAAUGAACUGGAAUGCACGGAAUCUCCAGGAGUGAACCAUGGAGCACCACAGAGGAACAGCCAAAGCUGCUCUGUCCAGGAGACAUUUCCAGGGCUAAACCUCUGCUUUUGGGAAGAAAGAACCAAACUGGGACAAUUAUGUGUUUAAUGGGAUCAGUGUUUGUGUUAUCUGUGAAGCCAAGUGUUUGUUUGCUAUUUAUAAUGGUUUUUUCAAGAUCCUUUGACUUCUAGACUUCAGCAUCUUAGAAAUUCUGGAAUCAUCCAGAGAGGAGAAGGAUGAAUCCUUUUUUAUUUUUUUUUCAGUUCUGUUUCCCAGAAUAGCCAGGAUGUGUUACGUGGGUCCAACGUGCCUCAGAGCAGUGCUGUGCUUGUUACAUUUCCAUUUUUAAAUGUGCAGCAUCACCA
Haemorhous mexicanus (house finch) is the source of this 2816-nucleotide messenger RNA. RefSeq names its product ALG9 alpha-1,2-mannosyltransferase (gene ALG9). Gene Ontology annotation, biological process: protein N-linked glycosylation. The record is from RefSeq and is a predicted model, not a curated record. Lineage: Eukaryota; Metazoa; Chordata; Aves; Passeriformes; Fringillidae. Gene Ontology annotation, cellular component: endoplasmic reticulum membrane. Gene Ontology annotation, molecular function: alpha-1,2-mannosyltransferase activity.